Messenger RNA from Sapajus apella (tufted capuchin), 4309 nucleotides. It is a transcript of the gene RCBTB1, whose product is annotated as RCC1 and BTB domain containing protein 1. Gene Ontology annotation, molecular function: protein binding. Lineage: Eukaryota; Metazoa; Chordata; Mammalia; Primates; Cebidae. Bases 283 to 1878 code for a protein of 531 amino acids. The transcript is spliced from 13 exons. The record is from RefSeq and is a predicted model, not a curated record.
AGGCGACCGGGGCCACGUGACCCGGCGAGUCCCGCGCCCGGGCGCUCCUCCCCUUUGCCGCCGGUGGGCACCGCGGCUCUCUCGCGCUUCUGCGCCCGCUGGAGCUUUGGAGAUCCCUGCGGUCCCGCGGGACGGCGCGGCAGCAGCUGGCCCCGCAGACAGAAUCUUGCUCUCUUGCCCAGACUAGAAUACAGCGGUGUGAACACGGCUCACUGCGGCCUCAACCUCCUGGACUCAGCAGAGAUGUCAGCUUAUUUAUAGGAAUUGCUUGAAGCCAGAGUCAUGGUGGAUGUAGGAAAGUGGCCCAUCUUCACUCUGCUCUCCCCUCAAGAGAUUGCUUCUAUUCGGAAGGCAUGCGUCUUCGGCACCUCAGCCAAUGAAGCACUGUACGUUACUGACAAUGAUGAGGUCUUUGUAUUUGGACUGAACUAUAGUAACUGUCUAGGAACUGGAGAUAACCAGAGUACACUUGUACCCAAAAAGCUGGAAGGCUUAUGUGGAAAGAAGAUUAAAAGCCUCAGUUACGGGAGUGGACCACAUGUUCUUCUCAGCACCGAAGAUGGAGUGGUUUAUGCCUGGGGCCACAAUGGUUAUAGCCAGCUUGGGAAUGGGACAACAAAUCAAGGCGUUGCUCCCAUCCAAGUCUGUACCAAUCUCUUGAUCAAGCAAGUGGUGGAAGUGGCUUGUGGCUCACAUCAUUCAAUGGCUCUAGCAGCUGAUGGAGAGGUAUUUGCUUGGGGUUAUAACAACUGUGGCCAGGUGGGAUCAGGUUCUACAGCAAAUCAACCAACUCCUCGAAAAGUUACGAACUGUUUACAUAUUAAAAGGGUAGUUGGCAUUGCCUGUGGUCAGACUUCAUCCAUGGCUGUUCUGGACAAUGGCGAGGUAUAUGGCUGGGGUUACAAUGGCAAUGGUCAGCUGGGCUUGGGAAACAAUGGCAACCAGCUGACCCCUGUGAGAGUGGCAGCUUUGCACAGUGUGUGUGUGAACCAGAUUGUCUGCGGCUACGCACAUACUCUAGCACUAACAGAUGAGGGCUUGCUCUAUGCCUGGGGAGCUAACACAUAUGGGCAGCUGGGAACUGGCAAUAAAAAUAACCUGCUAAGCCCAGCACACAUCAUGGUGGAGAAAGAAAGGGUGGUAGAGAUUGCAGCCUGUCACUCUGCCCACACGUCUGCGGCCAAGACGCAGGGUGGGCAUGUGUACAUGUGGGGCCAGUGCCGGGGCCAGUCUGUGAUCCUGCCACACCUCACCCACCUCUCCUGCACCGAUGAUGUGUUUGCCUGCUUUGCCACUCCUGCCGUCUCCUGGCGCCUCCUGUCUGUGGAACAUGAAGAUUUUUUAACAGUUGCAGAGUCACUGAAGAAAGAAUUUGAUAGUCCAGAAACUGCUGAUCUGAAGUUUCGAAUUGAUGGAAAAUAUAUUCACGUCCAUAAAGCUGUUUUGAAAAUCAGGUGUGAGCACUUUCGAUCCAUGUUCCAGUCGUAUUGGAAUGAAGACAUGAAGGAAGUGAUAGAAAUCGACCAGUUUUCCUACCCAGUGUAUCGUGCCUUUCUCCAGUACCUCUACACGGACACAGUGGACCUGCCGCCGGAAGAUGCUAUAGGUCUUCUGGAUUUGGCGACAUCUUACUGUGAAAACAGACUGAAAAAACUUUGUCAGCACAUUAUCAAGAGAGGAAUUACUGUGGAGAAUGCCUUUUCGCUAUUCUCUGCUGCAGUCAGAUAUGAUGCAGAGGAUUUAGAAGAAUUCUGCUUUAAGUUUUGCAUCAAUCAUUUGACAGAAGUUACACAGACUGCAGCAUUUUGGCAAAUGGAUGGCCCUCUGCUAAAGGAAUUCAUUGCUAAAGCCAGUAAAUGUGGAGCCUUUAAGAACUGAAGUGCAAGGCUGCUGGGUUCUGUGUGAGUGCUCUGGGGCACUGUUGAGGAUGUGUCCAGUUUGUGCUCUACGGGUGAUGUAAUUCUGCAGGUAAAAGACCAUCAGGUUGUGUUUUUCAACAUCUGGGACACAGUUGUCUGUGUAGGAACAUAUCAAGGGUGUACGGCUUUUCUUGAGCCCAUUUUAAACAACUUUUGUUUCCAGAUAAGUGUAUUUUAAAUGUGACCUUGCUUUAAUUUGGGCUGGAACAUGUAAAAGAGUAAAAGUUUAGUCGUUUUUGGUUUUGCUUCCAUUUUUUAUUAGAGGAACUAAUGAAAGUGGAAAGAGGAAGUUGGCAGCAACUCUCCUGGGCCACAUAUCAAUAAUCUUCUGACACCAGGAGCGGUGAUAGGGAAUUGUGAGAGGAAUGGAGAAGCCCCAUCGUGAAUUAAAGAUGCUGACCUGGGGCUUGUUAAGUGCUGCCUUAGUUGCUAGCUUAGUAGCCUUACUGUGAAGGAAUAAUUAAAAUAGUUUCAGACGUUUGUUUGUGUGCUCACGUUAUUGAUGACUUUUUUAACUUUAAGGUAUUUCAAAGUAAUAUUCAGUUUAAUAUAAGUUAAACCUAUUGAAGUUAUAAUUAUGUAAAGAUACAUUUUUGGGGUUAGCCAAGAUUUCUCUUAAGAUUUAAGUGCAUAAAGAGUAGUAAUUUAGAAGUAUCCACAUUGAUAAUGCGGAUACUUUUAACAUUGAUAAUGAAAUUUGAUGAAGGUGAAUAUUUUAUAAAUUAAAAUCUCCACUACUUAUCCAAUGGUGUUUUAUUUCAUUAAGGUAGAAUUUGAGAACUCAAGUUUAAAUUGUCCCCCUCAUCUUCUUCUAUAAAUGCAAACUUAAGAGGAAAAUAAUGAUGUACAUAGUAUACUCUUGCCUUCCUAAAUUAUGGCUGCUAAGUCAUCAUAUCUACUAUAUAUGACUGAGAGAAGUGGUUCUUCAAGUCAACUCUUUUACAGGACUUAAUGGAAUUUGCUGUAUCUACUUUAGGCCAAAUCCAUCACACAUUGGCUGAUUUGAAACUUUAUCACCUUUCACUUGGUUUUCCUCUGUUUUUAAUCAUCUUAGGUAUGAUAUUUAGCACCAUUUCACCUUGAAAAAGCAUCAAAAUUAUGGUGUUCCUGAAGAGAUCCUAUUAAAAGACAGUUUUUUUGAACUGGUUAUCAAAGGUAACUUUGGGAUGUAAGAGUGAGUUUCAUCAUGUGCGUCUAUUGAGCUUGCUUGAAGAACAAUGUUUUGUGCUUUGCUCUCUGGUCCAUGAACUCAUUUCCAUUUGAGUGAGCUCCUUUAGUGAAUUUAUUUUUCCACUUGGAAGGUCUCUUUUCUGAACUCAGCCUGAAUACAUUUUCAGAGCCAAAUUACAAGUGGGUGAAGACAUGCUGCGGCUACUAUUUUUAGGAAAUUUUUAAAUGUGUGUGUAUUGUGGUGGGAAGGGGAGUGAGGCCCAAAAGUUAGGAAUUCAUUGAGUGCUGAAAUAGAUACAAGCCUAGUAGCCCCAGCCCACAUUUCUUGACCAUAUCACAGAUGAUUGAAGCCCAGUGAAUUGUUUGGUUAGAAUUGGUUCUGCAACAUGAUAGAACUUUUUUUUACUAGGUUCAGAAAUGGACAUUGAUUUGUGCUAUGAUGGAUGGUAUUUGUAACAAUCACUGUUCUGUAGGCUUAUGAUCUAAGCAAAAUGAAAACUUCAGUGUGUUUACUAUUGCUCUUACUUGAAAAAAACUUUCAAAAAAAGCACAAAUUAGUUGAUUCAUAUCCAUAGAUAGUUCACUCAUUCAACAAAUAUUUACCGAGUUCCUAAUAUAAGUGAAGGACCGCUUCUCAGAUUACUAAGUAAUUUGUAUGAGUGUAUGUGGCAGUGAAGAGAACAAGUCCUUCAAAUAGCAUUUGAUUAUUAUUAUUAUUUUUAACACUCUUAUUUUUCUACUUGGUUUUGUUGUUGAUCAUAGCAGGAUGUGACAACUCAUGUGAAUUGAUUUUUUUCAUCUAAUAUAAUAAUGGAAGCCAAAGUAUUCAUAUUUCUUAAGAUAGCCCUAAAUGUACUCUUGAACUUCUUACUGGAACAAUGUUUGAUACUCUAGUGUAUAGGCUGUAUUCAUGUAAUAUUUAGAGUGACACAUUAAUAAACAAAAGUAGGAUUAAAACAGGCAUGUAGAGUUGUUUCUUUUCCUCAAAAUCAGUAGUAUGCAGCCCCAAAAAGGAAAGAAAUUCUGACACAUGGUGCACAUGGAUGAAUUGAGGACAUUAUGCUGAGUGAAAUAAGCCAGUCACAGACAAAUACUAUGUGAUGCCACUUGUGUGAUGUACUUAGUGAAAUUUAUAUAGUAGAAUGGUUAUUGCCAGGGUCGGAGGGUAGAGGAGAAUGAGGAACUUGUUUAAUAGAUAAAGAGUUUCAGUUUUGCAAGAU